Penaeus indicus is the source of this 1239-nucleotide messenger RNA. RefSeq lists its product as uncharacterized. The transcript has a single exon. Bases 1 to 1239 code for a protein of 412 amino acids. The record is from RefSeq and is a predicted model, not a curated record. NCBI's taxonomy places the organism in Eukaryota, Metazoa, Arthropoda, Malacostraca, Decapoda, Penaeidae.
AUGGGGCCAGGGCGAAGGGGCUCAAUGGGGCUACAAGGAAGCGCUCUGUGGCCUCGGCAAGGGCUCUGUGCGGGCAGGGAGUUGGCGCUGUGUGGCCAGGGGAGGAGCUCUAUGUGGCCAGGGGGAGGAGCUCUAUGUGGCCAGGGGGAGGAGCUCUAUGUGGCCAGGGGGAGGAGCUCUAUGUGGCCAGGGGAGGAGCUCUAUGUGGCCAGGGGGAGGAGCUCUAUGUGGCCAGGGGGAGGAGCUCUAUGUGGCCAGGGGGAGGAGCUCUAUGUGGCCAGGGGGAGGAGCUCUAUGUGGCCAGGGGGAGGAGCUCUAUGUGGCCAGGGGGAGGAGCUCUAUGUGGCCAGGGAGAGGAGCUCUAUGUGGCCAGGGGGAGGAGCUCUAUGUGGCCAGGGGGAGGAGCUCUAUGUGGCCAGGGGGAGGAGCUCUAUGUGGCCAGGGGGAGGAGCUCUAUGUGGCCAGGGGGAGGAGCUCUAUGUGGCCAGGGGGAGGAGCUCUAUGUGGCCAGGGGGAGGAGCUCUAUGUGGCCAGGGGGAGGAGCUCUAUGUGGCCAGGGGGAGGAGCUCUAUGUGGCCAGGGGGAGGAGCUCUAUGUGGCCAGGGGGAGGAGCUCUAUGUGGCCAGGGGGAGGAGCUCUAUGUGGCCAGGGGGAGGAGCUCUAUGUGGCCAGGGGGAGGAGCUCUAUGUGGCCAGGGGAGGAGCUCUAUGUGGCCAGGGGGAGGAGCUCUAUGUGGCCAGGGGGAGGAGCUCUAUGUGGCCAGGGGGAGGAGCUCUAUGUGGCCAGGGGGAGGAGCUCUAUGUGGCCAGGGGGAGGAGCUCUAUGUGGCCAGGGGGAGGAGCUCUAUGUGGCCAGGGAGAGGAGCUCUAUGUGGCCAGGGGGAGGAGCUCUAUGUGGCCAGGGGGAGGAGCUCUAUGUGGCCAGGGAGAGGAGCUCUAUGUGGCCAGGGGGAGGAGCUCUAUGUGGCCAGGGGGAGGAGCUCUAUGUGGCCAGGGGAGGAGCUCUAUGUGGCCAGGGGAGGAGCUCUAUGUGGCCAGGGGGAGGAGCUCUAUGUGGCCAGGGGGAGGAGCUCUAUGUGGCCAGGGGGAGGAGCUCUAUGUGGCCAGGGGGAGGAGCUCUAUGUGGCCAGGGGGAGGAGCUCUAUGUGGCCAGGGGGAGGAGCUCUAUGUGGCCAGGGGGAGGAGCUCUAUGUGGCCAGGGGAGGAGCUCUAUGUGGCCAGGGGGAGGAGCUCUAUGUGA